AUGCGCAAUAUUCGCUGCAAAGUAGGAUUUCUAAUCUUCACUAUCACGGCAAGCAUCUUCGCGAGAUCGGUUGACAGCGAUGUCGACUUCAAAUCAUACUAUGAGACACGCAAAGAUAUCGCCGAAUUCAUUCCUGCUCCAAUAGUCGUCCCGCCUAGUCAAUACUUUGAGGGUGUCAACGGACAUUGGAGUACGUUCAAUGUAAGGGUAGGCACACCGGCGACAAGUGUUCGAGUGAUUAUUUCUACAAAUUCUCCAGCUACACUGGUUGUGCUCCCUGGAGGCUGCACGACAAAUGCGAUUGACCCGGUCCCAGCAGAUUGUGCGGACUCUCGAGGCGGGACUUUUAACAACACUUCAUCGAAAACCUGGAUUGAUCAAGGGAUAUUCGGGAUUAAUGGCGUGAGGUACGGGUUCGAGGCAAAUCUGGGAUACAACUUUGAUGCAGACUAUGGUCUGGACACUCUAGGCUUGGGAUACUCUGAUAGCGCAGAUGGACCUACUCUGAAGAACCAAACAGUCGCAGCAUAUGCACUAGCUUCGCCAUUAUUCACUGGUGUUUUUGGUUUAGGCAGGCAGCCAGUUAUCUAUCAGACCUUCGGCAAUGUUUCUGUUCCCUCCUUCUUUCAAAGCUUACGAAAUCAAAAACUUAUACCGAGCUUGAGCUGGAGCUAUACUGCUGGGGCUAAAUAUCGACUUAAAGCAGGCCAGUUUGCCCAGCUUAUAUUCGGUGGAUUUGAUGCAUCUCGGUAUCAACCCAGCCCCAUAACCUUUUCCCUGAAUGCAGAUGUUACACGUGAUUUACUUGUUGGCAUUCAGGCAAUCAUCUAUCAAGGACAGGCCACUACUUCGCUAUUACAAGAUCCCAUAUACGCGUUCGUAGAAUCGACAGACCCGAACAUAUGGCUACCUCUUAGCGCAUGUCUUCUUUUUGAAAAGGCAUUCGGUUUAGUCUGGAACGAAACUAUCUCGAUGUAUCUCAUUAAUUCCACGCAAUAUAAUCUCCUUUCUGGCACCGACCCAACAGUAACGUUCACUCUCGCCAACACUAUUUCUGGAGGCUCCACCGUCAACAUCCAGCUCCCAUUUAGUGCAUUUGCUCUCCAGGGAACGUAUCCAUUUGUCGAUAACACUACCUAUUACUUUCCACUCAAGCGCGCCGCAAACGAUACACAAUAUACGCUUGGUCGUGUAUUUCUACAAGAAGCUUACUUAACUGUCGACUACGAUCGAUGCAAUUUCUCCAUAAACCAAUGCACUUGGAUCGACGGUGCAACCUCGAACGUGAUUGCCAUCAAAGCGCCAUCAAAUGAGACCUCAAAUUCCAGCAAUGACACUAGCUCAUCAUCAGACAAGUAUUCUCCCAAACCUAUCUCAACCGGUACAAUAGCCGGUAUUGCCAUCGGUGUCUUUACCCUCAUCUUCAUUUCUUCCGCUGCAUUUUUUUUCUACCGCCAUAAGCAACAUAAACGAGCCCGAGACUCGCAACUCAUCGUCGGCACUCUCGCACUGACCGAUAUCCAAAGUAACAUCACCACCGAUAAUGACAAAAAGCCUGUCACGCCAUCAGAACACAAUUCCCUUGCGCCUAGCUCCGAGCUCUACUCUCCUGAACCUCAAGACCAUAUGCUAAAACAAGCGCCAUAUAUUUCUUCAAUUCUCUCGCGGAAUGAGAGUAUUUCACAUACCCCCAAUAGUGGAAUAUAUGACACAGAAAGAGAAAUUUAUCAACUGAAUGGAGAGAGCAAGAAAGUGGAAUUAGGAAAUACGGAUACGGGGUAUAGAUUUGAGCUUACUGAGGAAAGACUUCUUCCAGUGGAGCUAUCGGGGGAGAGUAUGGAGGUUCAGGAGCUAGUUUCGCCGACGUUGGGGGAAGAGGGGAGAUUUGUGCAAUUGAGGGGAUUGCGGAAUGGGGGUACAGGAGCGGAGAGUAGUAUUGGAAGGUUAAGUGAAGGUGUGACGAGUUGGAGGGAUGAGUGGCCGGAGAUACCGGAGACGGGGGUGGUUAUGGGAUAUGGUCCUUCUGAGAAGGAUAGAGGUAACAAUAGGACGGGUAACAGGGAGUAG
This is a messenger RNA of Sclerotinia borealis F-4128, 2067 nucleotides long. Lineage: Eukaryota; Fungi; Ascomycota; Leotiomycetes; Helotiales; Sclerotiniaceae. The record is from the annotation of a GenBank genome assembly.